Messenger RNA from Brachypodium distachyon (stiff brome), 1014 nucleotides. Its product is annotated as NAC domain containing protein 50. NCBI's taxonomy places the organism in Eukaryota, Viridiplantae, Streptophyta, Magnoliopsida, Poales, Poaceae. The record is from RefSeq and is a predicted model, not a curated record. The transcript has 4 exons. The coding region runs from base 1 to 1014 and encodes 337 amino acids. Gene Ontology annotation, biological process: regulation of DNA-templated transcription. Gene Ontology annotation, molecular function: DNA binding.
AUGGAGGUCGCCCCUGCCAGCACCGAGCACCAGAGAAGGUUCAUGCUAAAAUUGCCUCCGGGAUACCACUUCGCCCCGACGGAGAACGAGCUUGUCGUGCACUAUCUUCGCCGGAAAAUUGCCGGCCUCCAGCCGCUGCUGCCCAUCUUUUUUGACGUGGAUAACCUCAACAGUUACCGCCCGGAGCAAAUCGUAGGCACUCUUGCAGAUAAGUAUCGGAAGCAUGGGGAGGACUGUUGGUACUUCUUCACCAAGCGUGUCCGGAAAUACUCAACUGGCAACCACCCGAACCGGACUACUCCGGGCAAGGGAUUUUGGAAUGCCACGGGUCCGUGGAGGUUGAUUCACGUCGACAAGGAACUAGCUGGGCGCGUGAGGACGCUGGUGUUCUACACUGAGCCGGAGAAGGAGGAGCAAGUGGCGCCGGGUCUUAAAGAGAUGGAUGACCAGACGGCAUUGUCCAAGCUAGCAAAGACCAGUUGGAUCAUGUAUGAGUACGAGAACCUCACUUCACAGGCAGAGGCUGAAGACAAAAAUAUCGACAAGGUUUUGGUCUUCAUGCACAUCUGGUUCUUGAUGAUCUCUUCAAGAGGCGGCGUUGCAACGGCAAGGAAAAAGGCCGAGGAUAAUGGCCGUGCAGGCGGCAAGAACAUCAAGGGGAAGAGAGAAAUCAAUGUAGACGACAAGAAGAGAAAGAGAAAGGAGACGGAAAAUAUCGACGCGGAGAAGGGAAUUGACCAAGGCCAACAACAAACUGAUGACCCCAUGAAGAUACUCGAGGGACAACAACUCUCCAGAGACACCUACAUCUCUGAUCCCCGCUUGGAGCCUGGGAUGGCACAUCCUCCUGCAGGAUACAACUACAAUGUGGCUCCUCCAAACAUGGCGAAGUAUCAGUUCACAAACUUACAUCCUGAUGCGGUGGCGCCUCCUCGGGCUUACGGUUAUGGUGGCUCUGUUCCUCACGCGGUUGUCGGAGCUUUGGACGGCCUUCUCAGCGCCGCCAACGCUUAA